ACCUAUGUAGCCUUAAAUAUCAUUGCAUUCGUUAGUUUUGCUUCAGUACGAACUAGUUCAACCCGUCACCAUGAAGGCUGUAGCGUUGUGUUUUACCGUUGUAACCCUUCUAGGGUUUCACAUAUUCCCGGUUGAUGGGAUAAACCAAGACGGAAUUCCCAUGGAUCAGCGGAUACCAGCUAUCUUCAGAAGCAGUCGCCAAACCAUCGGCGGUACCAUGAACUACGACUUGAGCUUCGAGAAGAUGGUCAACUUGAUGAAGGGCUUCAUGAAGCCCAAGCCUGGACAGGGAGGAGGUGGGGCAGCAAAACAACCAGCAAGUGUAACAGAAGCACCUGCUAGGAAGACAAGUGAAACAGAAAAACCCGCUGCGAAAGCGACGAAAGAAUCGGUAGAGGAAUCGUCGUCGCGUGAAGAUGAUGCAGGAAAAGCAAGGGCAGCCAAGCCAGCGCCCGAGGCAGAACCAUCAAAGGGAGAAGCUGUGGCAAGCGAGGCAGUUGAAUCGGGAUCAGAAGAAAAACGUGGCAAUGGGUUGCCACCAAUGAAUGGUGGAAAAUCGUCAGAAAAGGACGAAGAGUGAUGAGGUUCUGGAAAAGUUAAGUAAGCAUAAUGUUAACGAAUGGUGUCAAAUAAAAAUCUCUUUCAGAAAUCUCAA
Aedes albopictus (Asian tiger mosquito) is the source of this 655-nucleotide messenger RNA. RefSeq lists its product as uncharacterized. Bases 71 to 580 code for a protein of 169 amino acids. The transcript is spliced from 2 exons. NCBI's taxonomy places the organism in Eukaryota, Metazoa, Arthropoda, Insecta, Diptera, Culicidae. The record is from RefSeq and is a predicted model, not a curated record.